AAGAAAUGAAACUUACAAGCUAAGUCUUCUAUGCCUAUCUUCCUCGAGCAUGGCAAUACACUCAAAAGCUUGCACUCUUCGAUUCCGGAAAUCAAAUUUUGGCACUUGGAUCAAGUCUAGCAAGUAAUUGCAAGCAUAUUUUCUACUCACUCAGACACUCAAAUCGGCCUGCAUUUUUGCUUCCAGGUCUUCAAAGUUUCCGGGUCGUCUUGGUGCGUGUGGAAGAACCACAGAGAAUGGGUGGUGGAAGGAAGACCAAGUCAUAUACAUUGCAAGAAAAAUCAAAAAGAUCAUGGUCAGUAAAUUGUAGCAUCAGCACUAGAAACCUUGGGAAGGCUAAGUUAGCUGGAGUUAUCUUUGGUUGCAAGAACAAUACAAUCAAAGAGUGCAUUUCCAAACUGCUGUUUGGCCUACCAGCUACUCAUAUCUCUUAUGUAAAGCAUAUUCGACCUGGUUUGCCACUUUUCUUAUUCAAUUACAAUUAUAGGAAGCUACAUGGUAUAUUUGAAGCUGCUAGUGAAGGAAAAAUGAACAUUGAUCCUUGUGGGUGGACUGAAAAUGGCUCAGAAUGCACCCCAUUUCCAGCACAAGUAAGGGUCCGAAUUCAGAUGCAAUGCCAGCCCCUUAUUGAAGACCUAUUUGGUCCUAUAAUCAUUGGCAACUAUUAUGAAUCAAAUCACUUUUGGUUUGAAUUAGACCACAGUCAGACAAGUAAGUUGAUAUCCAUGUUUGCAUCUUCACCAGUUUUCGCUAGCAAUGCCCUCCUCAAUGUUGAGAGAGCCAAUUUAAAUGUGAACCCUAACUCAUCUAUCAUGAGAAAUAGCGAUCAUUCUAUGGUGCAUUCAAAGGCUCACAUUGGACAAUGUUCUUUCAAUGCUCAUGGUUUGGACGAGAAAAAUAGGUCACCUAACAUAUCAGACAAUGAAGAAGCACGUAGAAUAGGGCAAGCAAAAGAAACCUGUCUUGCUUCCAAAGGCCAGAGUUCUUCCCUUCCUCAGCAAAAAUGGAGUGAACUAUUUGCAAAAACAAUCAAUACUGAUAGUACAUUGGCUUCAUCUAGUAGUCUUGAGUUGGAUGGGGAAAAUGAUUCAUUAAAAGACUUUGUAGGUGGACCUGGACAAUUUUAUGAAGAAUUUGAUGGCCUGAAGCAGCACAUGGAAACCCUAUACUUCUCUCUUGCAAUAGACAAUGAUCCUUGCUUUCCUCAAAAGGCUUCAAUGGAGGUCGUGUCUUCUAAGACUAAUACAUUAGAGGAGAAUAUUUCUUUGUUGGAUAGAGCAGAGAUAGAAAACUGUUCCUUGCCCGGAGAAGAGUCUGUUCCAGAUGCCAAUUCACAGUCUACUAUGCACAAGAUACUAGAGGAAAUCUGCCAGUUGAAGCUAAAUCAAGUCAAACAGGAUCAGAAAAUUAGAUCAUUGGAGGAGGAGUUGGUUGAAUCACGAAGGGUGAUAAAGAACUUGAAGCAGCUAUUGGAAAUCUCAGAGUGUAGCUCAUGUGAACAAACUGAUCUUGUUACGGAUUCUGAAUCGAGUGUUGAGAAAUCAAUACUCAUAAUAGGGGGUUUUGAUGGUUUAUCUCAUUUAUCAUGUGUGGAUUGUUAUUGUCUUUCUCGUGAUUCAUUGGAGUCCCUUUGUCCAAUGAGUUGUAUGCGCUCUUAUACUUCUGCUGUGAAGUUGAAUGACGAAAUCUAUGUUAUUGGUGGUGAAUGCCGUAAUUUGUGGUAUGAUACAGUUGAAUCAUACAAUUUAGAAAACAACCAGUGGGUUACACGUCCUUCAAUGAAUCAAAAGAAAGGAAGUCUUGCUGGGAUUUAUUUGAAUGAGAAGAUUUUUGCAAUUGGUGGUAGCAAUGGAGCACACUGUUUUUCUGAAGUUGAAGUAUUUGAUGUCAAUGUAGGAAUGUGGAUCCUGUCGCAAUCAAUGCACGAUAGGAGAUUUUCCCUUGCUGCUGCAAAUUUCAAUGGUGCAAUAUAUGCUGCUGGUGGAUAUGAUGGAAACGACUACUUGAAAUCACUAGAGAGAUAUGAUCCUCGGCAACGUUCAUGGGAAAGACUUGAGAGUAUGUACACAAAGAGAAGCUGUCAUUCUUUAGCAGUCCUUGAUGAAAAAUUAUAUGCCAUCGGUGGCUAUGAUGGAGAACGGAUGGUCUCAACAGUGGAGAUAUAUGAUCCUCGAAUGAAUCGUUGGACAAUGGGUGAAUCAAUGAAUAAUUCUAGAGGAUAUUCUGCAGCUGUUGUUAUUGGAAACUCAAUUUUUGCUAUUGGAGGUUUGGUUGAAGAUAAUGCCUCUGACAAGGUGGAAUGUUACGCGGAGUCGCAAGGCUGGCACUCAACUAAUCUUAAAGGUCUUGGCAAACGAUGCUCCUUCUCUGCCGUAGUCUUGUGAGGGUAUGGUUUACGUUUCUGUGCAUCUCUUCAGCUUCUCAAGAAGACUAAUGUUCCCACUUUCUUCUUACAUGGCUGCCCAUGAAGUUUGACUCUAGAUCUGCAAAUUAUCCAGUCACAGAUGUCUCACCUCAUGUUACUUUUAUCCUGUGAAGUUAAACUUAUUUGGCUUUUUUGUAAAACAAGCGACUUUUCAUCCUGGAAGAACAAGCAAGUACAGGACGAAACUCAUUGAAAUGAAAUGUGCGGAUGAGCUUGUCUUUCCUCCAAA
Molecule: messenger RNA, 2654 nt
Organism: Prosopis cineraria
Lineage: Eukaryota; Viridiplantae; Streptophyta; Magnoliopsida; Fabales; Fabaceae
Exons: 11
Coding region: 237-2384 (715 amino acids)
Biological process (GO): response to endoplasmic reticulum stress
Molecular function (GO): protein binding
Source: RefSeq, a predicted model, not a curated record